Messenger RNA from Dentiscutata heterogama, 352 nucleotides. The record is from the annotation of a GenBank genome assembly. NCBI's taxonomy places the organism in Eukaryota, Fungi, Glomeromycota, Glomeromycetes, Diversisporales, Gigasporaceae.
ACAAAGAUUUUCUUAUUACACUUCUAAACUUUUAACACAAGAUUCUUCAAAAUGUUCUAUAGUGCAGUUAGACCCUUCUUCCAUGUAUUCUUCAAAUGAACCAAUAGAGUAUUAUGAAGAAUCCAACAAACAUUCUUUUGAAGAAAACAAUAUUAAAUUUACUUCUAAAACUUCUAGUAAUAGUAUUAAUUCUUGUGAUGAAUUAAGCAGUGAUAGUUUAUCAAUAUUGGUUAAAAAUGAAUUUUUUGAAGAUAUUGCUAACAAAGCUUUAAAUUUGAAUAAAUUAUCACAAAAUAUUGAUGAGUUUUCACCAUAUUUUAAAAAUACAACUACUGCAUUAAUGUUUAGUUGA